Daucus carota subsp. sativus is the source of this 2573-nucleotide messenger RNA. Its product is annotated as potassium transporter 6. Gene Ontology annotation, biological process: potassium ion transmembrane transport. Gene Ontology annotation, cellular component: membrane. The record is from RefSeq and is a predicted model, not a curated record. Gene Ontology annotation, molecular function: potassium ion transmembrane transporter activity. Bases 165 to 2504 code for a protein of 779 amino acids. The transcript is spliced from 9 exons. Lineage: Eukaryota; Viridiplantae; Streptophyta; Magnoliopsida; Apiales; Apiaceae.
CUUUUUUUUUCUUUUUUUUUUGUUUGGUGAUCUAUAUAUACUCAAAUAUUCAAACUUGAAAUGUCAGUCCACGGUAACUCACACACGAACUGUGUGGCAUUUUCUAGUUUGGGAAGUUCUUAGUUUUGCAAGACUUCAAGAGGGUCUUUGUUGAAUGGGCUAGCAUGGAUCUUGAGACAGGGACUUACAAGAAUCUUGUUAAGAGAGAAUCUUGGAGGGCAGUUUUGACAUUGGCUUAUCAGAGUUUAGGAAUUGUUUAUGGUGAUUUGAGUACUUCUCCUUUGUAUGUGUUCAAGAGUACUUUUGCUGAGGACAUUGAUCAUUCAGAAACAAAUGAGGAAAUUUAUGGAGUUUUGUCUUUUGUGUUUUGGACAAUUACUUUAGUGCCUUUGAUUAAGUAUGUGUUUAUAGUGUUGAAAGCUGAUGAUAAUGGAGAGGGAGGGACAUUUGCGCUUUAUUCGCUGUUGUGUAGGCAUGCUAGGGUGAGUUCACUGCCUAAUAAUCAAUUAGCAGAUGAAGAAUUAUCGUCAUAUAAGAAAGAAAUUAGUGUUGAUCCUGACCCGAGUAAAUUUGGGUCGAUGCUAAAAUCAAUUUUGGAGAAGCAUAGAGUGUUGCAGAGGAUUUUGCUCAUAUUGGCACUGAUCGGAGCUUGUAUGGUUAUCGGAGAUGGGAUUCUUACGCCAGCAAUUUCUGUCUUUUCUGCUGUAUCUGGCGUUGAACAACUGGCUAUGCCCAAAGAGCACCACAAAUAUGUUGAAGUACCAAUAGCGUGUAUUAUUCUGAUUGGUUUAUUUGCCCUUCAACAUUAUGGCACCCACAGGGUUGGAUUCCUAUUUGCACCUGUUGUCAUACUAUGGCUUUUCACCAUCAGUUCCAUUGGUUUAUAUAACAUCUUUCACUGGAAUCCUCAUGUCUACAAAGCACUCUCCCCAUAUUAUAUGUAUAAUUUUUUGAAAAAAACGCAAAGAAGAGGGUGGAUGUCCUUGGGCGGGAUCUUGCUAUGCAUAACAGGUUCAGAAGCUAUGUUUGCUGACCUAGGACACUUCUCACAGUUGUCAAUUAAGAUUGCUUUCACAACAUUUGUUUAUCCAUCUCUGAUUCUUGCGUAUAUGGGGCAAGCUGCUUACUUAUCUCGGCAUCAUAUGAGUGCGAAUGACUAUGAUGUAGGAUUUUAUGUUUCUGUUCCUGACAGAAUAAAAUUACCGGUUGUGGUUAUUGCCGUUCUAGCUGCAGUAGUGGGUAGUCAAGCAAUUAUUACAGGAACUUUUUCAAUCAUCAAUCAGUGUUCUUCUCUCGGCUGCUUUUCCAGAGUUAAAGUAGUCCACACGUCAACCAGCAUUCAUGGCCAAAUCUACAUUCCCGAGAUCAACUGGAUAUUGAUGAUUCUAUGCUUGGCUGUUACAAUUGGUUUCAGAGACACGAGACGCUUAGGAAAUGCUUCAGGUUUGGCAGUCAUCACCGUUAUGUUGGUCACAACCUGCUUAAUGUCUGUAGUUAUGGUCUUAUGCUGGCACCAGAGCAUCUUUCGUGCAAUUUGCUUUGUGUGCUUUUUCGGGACAAUUGAAGCUCUUUACUUUGCUGCUUCUCUCAUCAAAUUUCUCGAAGGGGCCUGGGUUCCAAUUGCACUUGCACUCAUCUUUAUGAUAGUGAUGUAUGUCUGGCACUACGGAACACUUAAGAAGUAUGAGUUUGACCUCCAGAACAAGGUCUCUGUUGAUUGGCUGCUUAGCUUAGGACCCAGCCUUGGCAUUGUCCGAGUGCCUGGUAUUGGUCUAAUUCACACCGAGCUUGUGUCCGGAAUUCCAGCAAUAUUCUCCCACUUUGUCACCAACCUCCCAGCCUUUCACGAAGUCCUUGUUUUCCUUUGUGUAAAAUCUGUACCAGUUCCUCAUGUCGAGCACGGAGAACGUUUUCUCUUAGGUCAUAUAGGCCCAAGAGAGUGCAGAGUAUACAGGUGCAUUGUCCGAUACGGUUACCGCGAUGUCCACAAGGACGAUAUGGAAUUCGAGAAAGACCUACUCUGCAGCAUAGCCGAGUUUAUAAGGACACAAAAAUCAGACACCAAUGGCCUAGACAAACACUCUGCGCAUGACACUGAGAAAAUGAUGGUUGUCAGAACACCGUCAACCAGCACAGAAGGCAUACACAUGUGGGAAGACAACUUAGACGAUUCUGAUAAAAUAAUCACAUCGGAGGAAAAAAGUAUAGACCUUCCAGAAGUGACCAAGGCACGAAAAAGAGUAAGAUUUAUACUUCCAGAAAACCCGAAAAUCGACAGAGAAGCAGAGGCAGAGCUGCAUGACCUGAUGGAAGCUAGAGAAUCAGGGGUGGCUUACAUACUGGGACAUUCUUAUGUGAAGGCAAAGCAAGGCUCUAGUCUAAUGAAAAAGCUUGCAAUAAAUUAUGGUUAUGAGUUUUUGAGGAGGAACUCUAGAGCAUCUACACAUGCACUGAGUGUACCUCAUGCAUCUACAUUAGAGGUUGGAAUGGGUUACCUUGUAUGAUUAAUCUUAGAUAGGUGAAUAACCCCUCUUUUCUUUUAGUAAGUAUCUUUUAAGGUAUACAUUAGAAUA